AUGAAAUUCCUUGCCACCCUUUCCUUCCUUGCCGCUGCUGUGACACCUAUCGCUUCGCAAUCUAUCAUUGAUCUUGCUGCUGACGACGGAAAGUACGGAACACUUCUUGGUGCUGUCACUGGCACUCCUGGAGUUUUGGAUGCCAUCACCAGCAACUUUCCCGUCACCAUCUUCGCUCCCACCGAUGCUGCCUUCGCCGACAUUGCCUCUGUCGUUGCUGGACUAGACGAAGGCGCUCUUGCUACUGUGUUGGCAGGCCAUGUCGUGAAGGAUGUCUACACUGCUCAAAACGUCAUUGAUGCCGGGUGCGUUGAGUUGACUACUUUGGCUGGCUCCAAUAUCCGCGUCAUGGUCAAGGAUGGCAUGGUCAUGGUCAACGAAUCCACCGUCAUCCAACCCGACAUUAUUGGAGAGGGCGGUAUCAUCCAUGGAAUUGACACUGUCAUUCUUCCAGGAACUUAUCAUCCAUGCCCAUCCAUGUCAUCCAGUUCUUCCAGCUCAUCCAAGAAGAGCUCCGGCAAGGGUAGCAGCUCAAGCAGCUCGAGCUCCAGUAGUGGCAAGGGAUCCAAGAGACGAAUUAUGGUCUAA
Messenger RNA from Cylindrotheca closterium, 588 nucleotides. NCBI's taxonomy places the organism in Eukaryota, Bacillariophyta, Bacillariophyceae, Bacillariales, Bacillariaceae. The record is from the annotation of a GenBank genome assembly.